Messenger RNA from Talaromyces marneffei, 753 nucleotides. RefSeq lists its product as uncharacterized. Gene Ontology annotation, biological process: ubiquitin-dependent protein catabolic process. The transcript has 4 exons. NCBI's taxonomy places the organism in Eukaryota, Fungi, Ascomycota, Eurotiomycetes, Eurotiales, Trichocomaceae. The coding region runs from base 1 to 753 and encodes 250 amino acids. Gene Ontology annotation, cellular component: proteasome core complex; proteasome core complex, alpha-subunit complex; cytosol. The record is from RefSeq and is a predicted model, not a curated record.
AUGUCCAGGCGUUACGAUUCACGGACUACGAUCUUCUCGCCCGAGGGACGUCUUUAUCAGGUCGAAUAUGCUCUCGAAGCUAUUUCCCACGCCGGAACAGCCCUCGGAAUUCUAGCUCAAGAUGGAAUUGUUCUCGCUGCUGAAAGGAAGGUGACGAGCAAGCUUCUGGAGCAGGACACAUCUGCAGAGAAGCUCUAUAUCCUUAACGAUAACAUGAUCUGCGCUGUCGCCGGGAUGACUGCCGAUGCCAACAUUCUCAUCAACUAUGCCCGCCAGGCCGCCCAACAAUACCUUUUAACAUACAACGAAGAGAUACCAUGUGAACAACUUGUCCGUCGUCUAUGUGAUUUGAAGCAGGGAUACACUCAACAUGGUGGUCUCAGACCGUUCGGUGUCUCCUUCAUCUAUGCUGGCUACGACCCUCUCCGACAAUUCCAACUUUACCAGAGCAAUCCCAGCGGUAACUACGGUGGCUGGAAAGCGACAAGUGUUGGUGCCAACAAUGCGGCUGCUCAGAGUCUGUUGAAACAGGACUAUAAGGAGGAGUGUGAUCUUAAGGAAGCCUGUGCGCUGGCUGUGAAAGUCUUGAGCAAAACGAUGGACUCUACGAAGCUCAGCAGCGAGAAAAUUGAAUUCGCAACCGUUGGAAAGACCAAGGACGGAAAGAUCUACCAUCAUCUUUGGGGCGCUGAUGAAAUUAAUGCGUUGUUGAGACAGCAUGGCCUUGCCAAGGAAGAGGAGUCCGAGGGCUAG